AUGACUACAACUGUAGAAUUGACAGAAUCUUCAGUUAAUGAAAAUGGAAAUAUCGUGAGUGUAGAUGAAUUACAAAAUUUUGGUAUAAAUGUCUCAGAUAUUCAAAAAUUGAAAAGUUCUGGUGUAUACACAGUUAAUACGGUUCUUUCCACUACUAGAAGGCAUCUUUGUAAGAUUAAAGGUUUAAGUGAAGUGAAAGUUGAAAAGAUUAAAGAAGCCGCAGGAAAAGUGAUUAAAGUCGGAUUUGUUUCUGCUAUUGUUCAACUGAAUAUUAGAAAAAAUGUUUUUGCUUUAUCCACAGGCUCGAAGCAAUUAGAUUCGAUUCUUGGUGGUGGUAUUAUGACUAUGAGUAUUACUGAAGUGUUUGGUGAAUUCAGAUGUGGGAAGACACAAUUAUCUCAUACUUUAUGUGUAACUACUCAAUUACCUAAAGAGAUGGGUGGUGGAGAAGGGAAAGUAGCAUACAUUGAUACAGAAGGAACUUUUAGACCUGAAAGAAUUAAACAAAUUGCCGAAAGGUAUGAAUUAGAUCCAGAUGCUUGUUUAGAAAAUGUUACAUACGCUAGAGCCCUUAAUAGUGAACAUCAAAUGGAAUUAGUCGAAGCCCUUGGAGAAGAAUUGAGUUCUGGGGAUUAUCGUUUAAUAAUAGUUGAUUCUAUUAUGGCAAAUUUCAGGGUCGACUACUGUGGGCGUGGUGAGCUAAAUGAAAGACAGCAAAAAUUAAACCAACAUUUAUUUAAACUGAAUAGAUUAGCAGAAGAAUUUAAUGUUGCAAUUUUUUUAACUAAUCAGGUUCAAUCAGAUCCUGGUGCUUCUGCAUUAUUCGCUUCUGCAGAUGGCCGUAAACCGGUUGGUGGUCAUGUUUUAGCACAUGCAUCUGCCACAAGAAUAUUGUUGCGUAAAGGUCGUGGUGAGGAAAGGGUAGCUAAAUUACAGGAUUCACCAGAUAUGCCUGAAAAGGAAUGUGUUUAUAUUAUUGGUGAAAAUGGUAUAACAGAUUCCAACGAUUAA
Messenger RNA from Maudiozyma saulgeensis, 1011 nucleotides. The record is from the annotation of a GenBank genome assembly. NCBI's taxonomy places the organism in Eukaryota, Fungi, Ascomycota, Saccharomycetes, Saccharomycetales, Saccharomycetaceae.